UCUCAAAAGUAUGGAUAAGUUAAUAGGUCCUGUUUUCAAUCUAGAACUCAAUUAUAAAAUAGUUCCUGGACUAGUUACUUUAGGAAGAUACGACGGAGCACAUCCAUGUUUAACAGCUGCUACUACAACGGACAAGGUUUUGAUACACAGUCCACACAGAAGAAAUGCUUCUGUAACAGGAAGGAUCCUAUGGUCGGAAUCCAAUAGGGAGAUUGCAACCCUGAAUAUCAAUCAAACGAUAACGUGUCUUACCGUUGGAAUGUUGUUACCAGAUGAAGAAAAAGACGUUUUGAUAAUUGGAACUAGCUUGAAUAUACUUGUUUACCAUGUCCACGAUAACAAGGAUGUGUUCUACAAAGACUGCCCUGAUGGUGUGAAAUCCAUCGUCUUUGGUACAUUCAAAGACAGUAAAUCUAUUAUCAUGGUGGGAGGAAAUUCAUCAGUUCACGGAUACGAUCAUUUAGGAAAUGAAAUGUUCUGGACCGCAAUCGGAGAUAUUGUUACAUCAUUGACAUUAAUGGAUUACAAUAAGGAUAGCUUUAACGAGGUAAAUAUACCUUUGGAGCAAAUGUUUAUUCAUUAUAUCAAAAGAAUUCACUCAGUCAUAACUGACUUUUUGGUAACCUAA
Messenger RNA from Leptinotarsa decemlineata (Colorado potato beetle), 628 nucleotides. Its product is annotated as BBSome complex member BBS2. Lineage: Eukaryota; Metazoa; Arthropoda; Insecta; Coleoptera; Chrysomelidae. Gene Ontology annotation, cellular component: motile cilium; neuron projection; ciliary basal body. Gene Ontology annotation, biological process: non-motile cilium assembly. The record is from RefSeq and is a predicted model, not a curated record. Gene Ontology annotation, molecular function: protein binding.